AUGAUCUCCUCGCCUGGGGAGGACCUGGAGCUGGGUGAUAAGGUGAUUGUCUCCAGCAGCUCUGGCUCCAAGACGGGCCUACUGCGCUACCUCGGCAAGACCGAAUUCGCCGAGGGGCAGUGGGCGGGCGUGGAGCUGGAGACGCCCUCGGGUAAGAACGACGGCACCGUGGCCGGUAAGCGCUACUUCUCGUGCCGGCCCAACUACGGCCUGUUCGCGCCUGCCCACAAGAUCUCCCGGCCGGCGCGGCGCAGCUCGCAGAAGAUGGGCGUGCACGCGCUGCGCCGUUCCACGUCGCGAGAGUCGCUGCAGUCGGUGGCGAGCCAGGCGUCGCGCGUCGGCGCCGCCGCCGCCUCCACGCACGCACUGCAGCAGGUGCUCAAGGAGAAGGAGGAGCACAUCGAGCAGCUUCUGCGCGAGCGCGACAUGGAACGCUCGGAGGUGGUGCGCGCCGCCAGCCUGGUGGACGACGGUGAGGUGAAGGUGCUGGCGGCGAAGCGGGAGCGCGAGGAGGCGGCGGCGGAGGCGGCACGCCUCAAGGAGCGGCUGGCCGAGCUGGAGCAGGCGCACGCGCAGCUGCAGAACACGGCCGAGGACGAGCGCCACCGCGCGGAGGAGCUGCAGUUCUCCGCUGAGGAGGCGGCCAUCGUGCGCGCCGAGCUCGAGGCACGCCUGGCCGCCGCGCAGGCGGACGCCGCGCGUCACCGCACCGAGCAGGGACUGCACGAGGAGGCAGCGCUGCUGCGCAACGAGCUGGCAGAGCAGCGGCGCCAGCUGGAGCAGCAGAGCGCCGCCGGCGAUUCGCGCAGCGAGGAGCGCGAGCGCGCCGACGAGGUGCGCACGCUGGCCAAGGAGCGCGACGAGGUGCGCCUGGAGGCGGCGCGCGCCGCCGCCGACAUCAACGAGAACAUGCAGCGCAUCAUGCUGCUGGAGGGAGAGGCGUCGCGCGUGCGGCACGAGGCGGACGACGAGCUGGCCAGCCUGCGGGCGCAGCUGAAGAAGCGCGCCGACGAGCAGCGUGCGCUGGCGGCGGCCGCCGACGAGCUGCGUCGGGCGGCGGAGCGCGCCGCGCGCGACCAGGCCGACGUCGAGGCUGAGCGCACGGCGCUGCUGCGCCGCCUGGAGGACGAGCAGCGCCGCGCCGAGGACCUGCAGUUCAACGCCGAGGAGCAGUCGCUGCUGCGCGCCGAGCUGGAGGCGCAGGCGGCCGAGAGACGCGCCGAUCAGCUGCAGACGCAGCUGGACACGUGGCGCCGUGACGGUGAGCUGCUCAAGGAGCGCGUCACGGCACUGAAGGACUUCGCCGACGGCAAGGCGGCGGAGGCAGACUCGCUGGCGGCGGAGAACAAGGCGCUGCUGCAGCGCGUGGAGGAGAGCGCCGCGGCCGGCUCGAGGGACGCCGAGCAGUGGGAGAGAAAGCUGGCCGAGGCGACGACUCGGUUGGCCGCGUCCGCCGAGGCGUGCGAGCGAAGUCGGAAGGCGGAGGCGACGCUGCGGCAGGAGGCGGCCGACAGACAGCUGACGCUGUCAGACCGCGAGCGGCAGCUGGCGGAGCUGGAGGCAGAGCUGGCGGCGCUGCGGGCCGACAAGGAGCGGCUGGCACAGCAGGUGACGGCCAGCGGGGACGCGCAGCUAGAGGCGGACGGCCGUCGGGCGGAGCUGGAGCGGCUGAGAGCUGAGCUCGACGAGAAGAGCGCCGCCGUCGCCGCGCUGACGGACGGCCGCGCUGAGGUCGACGCAAAGCUGGCCGAGACUGAGCGCCGGCUGGAGGAGCGGCGCGCCGAGGUGGAGCGAGUCGCUGACCAGCUGCGACAGCUGCAGCGCAGCUCCGCAGCUGCCGGCGACGAGCGGCGCGCCGAGGCCAGCUGCCAGCAGGAGGAGCUGCAACGGCUUCGACAAGAGGUAGAGCUACUGAAGCAGGAGCGUGACUCCAGAGAGGAGGAUGCUGCUGUGGUCCGACAGGAGCAGGGUAAGGAACUGGAGAGGCUCAAGAAGGAACUGUCGUCCAAAGAAGGAGACAGCGCCGCGGCUCGGCAGGAACAGCAGGAGGAACUGGAGAAGCUGAAGCUGGAGCUGGAGUCCGUAACGCAAGACGCUACUGCGAUUCAACAGCAGCAGAAACGGAAGCUGGAGCGGCUGACGGAGGAAUUGGCUUCCAAGGAGGCAGACGGCGCUGCGUCGAGGCAAAAGUUGGAGAAGGAGCUGGAGCGACUUGAACAGGAGUUGGCCUCCAAGAAACAGGACUCUGCUGCAGCCGGGCAGGAGCGAAAGCAGGAACUGGAACGUCUCAAGCAGAAACUGAACUCAACGGAACGAGAAAACGCAGCAUUUCGGCGGGAGCAGGAAGCCAAACUGGAGCAGCUGCACGAGGAGCUCGACUCCAGGGGACCGGGACGUGGCGGCGGUCCGUCUGGAGCAGGCAGGAACGACGAGCUGACGCGCCAGGUGCGCCUGCUGGCGUUCUGCAUGGCCUGCGAGAUGUUCGGCCACACGGCCGACCAGUGCGACGCCGGCGAGACGUUCUGA
Pollicipes pollicipes is the source of this 2526-nucleotide messenger RNA. RefSeq names its product CAP-Gly domain-containing linker protein 1. Bases 1 to 2526 code for a protein of 841 amino acids. Gene Ontology annotation, biological process: cytoplasmic microtubule organization. The record is from RefSeq and is a predicted model, not a curated record. Gene Ontology annotation, cellular component: microtubule plus-end; cell cortex; nucleus. NCBI's taxonomy places the organism in Eukaryota, Metazoa, Arthropoda, Thecostraca, Pollicipedomorpha, Pollicipedidae. Gene Ontology annotation, molecular function: microtubule plus-end binding. The transcript has 7 exons.